This is a messenger RNA of Stegastes partitus (bicolor damselfish), 1642 nucleotides long. RefSeq names its product ALG13 UDP-N-acetylglucosaminyltransferase subunit. Gene Ontology annotation, biological process: dolichol-linked oligosaccharide biosynthetic process. The record is from RefSeq and is a predicted model, not a curated record. Bases 79 to 573 code for a protein of 164 amino acids. NCBI's taxonomy places the organism in Eukaryota, Metazoa, Chordata, Actinopteri, Pomacentridae. The transcript has 4 exons. Gene Ontology annotation, molecular function: hexosyltransferase activity.
UCUGCGGCUGCAGGGUGACGAAGAAGAUGAGGUUCGGCUUUAAUUGACAGUAAAUGUGAAAAGUUUCAGUGAGAAGACAUGAAGACGGUGUUUGUCACUGUCGGCACCACGAGCUUCGAUGAGCUCAUUGAAACUAUAAUUUCCUCUGAAGCUACUCAGGCUUUAAAAGCUCGAGGAUAUGGGCGUUUGGUUCUUCAGGUUGGAAGAGGAGCGCUUCUGCCAGAUGCUGACAGCUGUCCAAACAUCAGAUUGGAGGCCUUUAGAUACAAAAACUCUCUAGCAGAAGACAUCGAGCAGGCUGACCUCAUCAUCAGCCAUGCAGGGGCAGGAAGUUGUUUGGAGGCUCUCGGUGCAGGAAAACCUCUGCUGGUCGUCGUCAAUGACAAGCUCAUGAACAACCACCAGCUGGAACUGGCUAAACAGCUGCACGUUGACUCUCACUUGUUGUAUUGCACAUGCAGUACACUGACGGAGACACUGAGGACCAUGGACCUUUCUGUUCUCCGGCCCUUCUUACCUGGACAGCCACAGAACUUUGCAAACUUUCUAGACAAAGCUCUCGGUAUUAAGUGAAACUUCAUUCCAAAUUCCGUUUAUUCUCUUUUACACAGAAAGCUGAUCAUUUGUACGUAGUCAUAGAUGUUGUUGUAAAUCAUGACUGUAUAGUACACGACUGGCACUGCUGAGUGUUUGAUAUUUUUAUAUGCAAUUAUAAUAAUAAUUUAUUUCUAACUUCAGAUCCCUGUGUAUGUUGUGAAUUAUUUGUAUAUUAAUUCUAAUUUUUGCUUAUGUUAAAGUUCUCUACAAGUGACAGAAAAAACUUCAUCAGCCUGAGGGGUUUGAGUCAAAUUACACACAAUGAGUUAAAGACAAAGAUGCACAAAAUGUCGCAUUGGUUCAGUGCAGCAAAGACGAAAAACAAUCUUAACUGUUUUCUAGGAUCCUUACCAACUCAACAAUCCACAAGGCUCAGGUUGGGGUAAAUGACUGAGCUGCUGUUACAUUUUAAUCUAAAAAUGUUUAUACAAUGUCCACAUUUUGCCUGUGCUAAAGUGUUGACAUCAGCAGCUCAAUCUAGAGAACAUAUGGAAAGGCCAGGCUUAAUGCUCACUCCUAAUUUUAGACAAAACAACUUAUGGCAUUCAUUUUUAUAAAGCUGUACAUCUUUUACUAUUUGUGUCAUGAUGGAAAAAGACAGCCAUUGCUAAGAAUAGUUUAUCUUCAAAGAAAACUUUGAUUCAUCUCUACAGACGGUUUACUUUUUAACAGCUUAUUUCUUUCGGUCUGUUGUUUAUUUGUGUUUCUUGGUGUGUUUAUGUGGUAUUUAGGUUGUAUUUACAGUCUGCUGUGAAUUCAUGCGUGUUUGCAUGUGUCAUAGUCUGGGGACCGACAUCUUGAAUGAGGCUAAACUCUGCCUGCAGGUCUGCGAUUCUGCUCAUUUGUUUCAUUCUGUGUCUGUAAUCCCAGACUGUGAUUUCACUGUAGGCCAGGAGCUGUAGCAACUCCAAAUUACAUUAACAUGUCAAUUUAUUUUUAUUUAAGUUUAUAUGAUUACCUCAUAUUUCAGUGACAGUGUCUGUUAUGAAACAAAACCCACACUGUAUGGCGUUCUGAUUGUAAAAAAUAUAUAACUUUAAACUUA